Melanotaenia boesemani (Boeseman's rainbowfish) is the source of this 2536-nucleotide messenger RNA. Its product is annotated as homeodomain-interacting protein kinase 1-like. The transcript has 4 exons. Gene Ontology annotation, molecular function: SMAD binding; transcription corepressor activity; protein serine/threonine kinase activity. The record is from RefSeq and is a predicted model, not a curated record. Gene Ontology annotation, biological process: peptidyl-threonine phosphorylation; positive regulation of transcription by RNA polymerase II; smoothened signaling pathway. Bases 178 to 1998 code for a protein of 606 amino acids. Gene Ontology annotation, cellular component: PML body; cytoplasm; nucleus. Lineage: Eukaryota; Metazoa; Chordata; Actinopteri; Atheriniformes; Melanotaeniidae.
GUUAAAACUGUGACAGAUGAAUUUCACUAUUUAGUGGAAAAAGAAUAUAAAAUUUUAAAGAAAAUCAGAAAGUUGGACCCUGACAGGAACAAUUUGGUCAAGUUUUACGAACGUUUUAGAUUCAAGCAUCAAACCUGCUUUGCGUUUGAAUUUUUGGACCGAAGCUUAUAUGAUUUUAUGCGUGAAAGAAGAGGCCUGCAGCUUUCUGUCUCUGAGAUCAGAGUUAUUGCUGAGCAGAUGCUCGUUGCUUUGAAUGCACUAAAAAGCAGAGAAAUUGUUCAUACAGACGUCAAGUUAGAAAAUAUUGUUCUUGUCAACCAUCAGUUACAGCCGUUUAAAGUUAAACUGGUAGAUUUUGGCCUAGCUGCUCUCAGAUCCGAAUUUCCAGUGGGAGCUUCGUUUCUGGGUCGUGCUUACAGGCCCCCAGAGGUCAUUUUAGGCCUGCCAGUAGACGAAGGUAUUGAUAUGUGGGCUCUUGGCUGUGUUUUGGUUGAACUAUUUACUGGUCAGUACAUGUUUUCUGCAAGUUCUAACUAUGAAAUCUUGAGGAACAUCAUACAGUUACAAGGAACGCCCCUGCAGAAUUUUAUCAGGAAUGGAUUUUAUGCAGAGAAAUACUUCACACCACCUCAAGAUUCUACUGGCUUUGGCUGGCAGCUGAAGACACCACAGGAAUACUACGCCAGCGUGGAAAGACAAGGAUGGGAUUGUAACAUUUCCAAUUUAAUAAGCUCUUUUGAUGAUAUGCCAAGGUUGCACAAGAUGGCUGAAAACCCUGAGGACAUUUUGGCUUUUAUGGACCUUCUCAAGAAGAUGCUGGAGAUAGAUCCAAUGAUACGUAUCACCCCAGGUGAGGCCUUGCAGCAUGACUUUAUCAGAAAGUAUUACUUACGUCCUGAACAGCAUGACUUAUUUAUAAGGCCACCACAUUCAACCACAAGGAAUUCCCAGGUUGAGACGUCUACUGAAAUCAUAUCUACUCAGUGCGGCGGUUAUCGGAUCGAGCAAUCCCAGAAUUCAGGCGUUUUUGGAGAAGUGUUUACUUGCACAAAAAUGGACACCCAGGAAGUUGUAGCAGUUAAAAUUGUAAAGGAGGAAUAUCGCAACGUAGCAAUAAAAGAGUAUAAAAUGUUAGAUAAAAUCGGACAGCUGGACCCUGACAGGAACAAUUUGAUCAAAUUUUACGAAUGUUUCAGAUACAACAAUCAAAUUUGCUUUGCGUUUGAAUUAUUGGAUCAAAACCUUUAUGACUUUAUGCGUGAUAGGAACUUAACGCCGCUGUCUGUCUCUGAGAUCAGAAUUAUUGCUGAGCAGAUGCUGGUUGCUUUGGAUACACUGAAGAGCCAGGAAAUUAUUCAUACUGACAUCAAGCCAGACAACAUUAUGCUUGUGAACCAUCAGUUACAGCCUUUUAAAGUUAAACUGAUCGAUUUCGGCCUAGCUGCUAUGAAACCAGAGUUAGCGGUGGGAGCUAUGCUACAGGCUCCUGCUUACAGGUCUCCAGAGGUCAUUUUAGGCCUGCCAGUGGACGAAGGUAUUGAUAUGUGGGCUCUUGGCUGUGUUUUGGCUGAAUUAUUUACUGGUCAGUAUAUGUUUGCUGCAAGUUCUGGAUAUGAAAUCAUGAGAAACAUCAUGAAGUUACAAGGAAUGCCCCCGCAGGAUUUAAUAGAGAAUGGAUUUUAUGCAGGGAAAUACUUUACUCUCUCUCAAGACUCUACUGGCUUUGUCUGGCAGCUGAAGUCACCAGAGGAAUACUACGGCGGCAUGGUAAUCCAAGAAAGGGAUUAUAACAACAUCUGCGAUUCAAUAAGAUCUCUUGAUGACCUGCCAUGGUUGCACGAGACAGAUGAUGACUCUAUGGACACUCUGGCUUUUAUUGACCUCCUCAAGAAGAUGCUGGAGAUAGAUCCUAGGAAUCGUAUCACCCCAGGGCUCCAUCUGAUGUUCCUCUGGAGGAACGUCAGUGUGUCUUCACGUGUGUCGGGUUUGCCAGCUUGAAGACAAAGCUCCCUCCAGAUCGCUGAGGUCUGCUGACCAGUCAGGUCCUGUGGUCCCGAGGUCCAGGCUGAAAAGAAGAGGUGACAGAGCUUUUUUUUGCUGUCAGCCCCAAAUUGUAGAACAGCCUCCCCAUUAAUAUGAGGAUCUCACCAACUGUGGACAUUUUUAAAUCUCGUUUCAAGACUUAUUUUUAUUCUCUUGCUUUUAAACCAGACAGCGUUUUGGCAUUUUGGCUGAUUUUUUCUUUCAUGUUUGUGUUUUCAGUCGUUUUUUUUCUGUUCAGUGGUUUCUGUUUCCAGCUCGUUAGUUCACCUGGUCUGAUUGCUCCCUCACUUCACCUGUUCCCUGUAUAUAUACGCCUUGGUUUCUCUGACUCAGUGCCAGAUCAUUGUUGUUGUUUCCGUGUUCAGUCUGUAUCGGCUGCCUUGUUCCUUGAUAUUAAAUCCUGGAUAGUGGCGUUGGUUUGUCUCCUGCCUCAUCAGUCUGCGUUUGGGUCCUCACCUCUGCUGUCCUGUCACAUUAUAUCCAUAAAGCUCCU